AGAGAGUCGCGAGGAGCCGAUGCGCCUUCUCCUGCACACGCGAGGAGGCGAGCCUCACUUUUUCCUUUUCCAGAGGUGAUAACACGAGCGUCGAGACGAGUCCCCCCCCCCACCCCCUCCUCCCCUCCUUUCCUCCCCUUCCCCCCCUCCCCUUCCAGUCAAAAAGGGAUAAUAAGAAUAAAUUAAAAUAAGAGGAGAGUCGCCCAGACAAGAGGAAGGAGAGGAGAGAAGAGCCGAGUCCCAAGUUGCGGCUGCGCUGCGCUCCGAGAGGACAGCGCUGAUGGCAUCCGUGCUGGGAAACACCCAGAGCGCUCAGGUCAGGUGCAAGCUGAAGCGCAGGAGGAGGAGGAGGUCGAAGAGAAAAGAGAAAGUCAGUAUGCUGUCGGCAUUGAUCGCCCCCUUCAAGUACAUAAGCCCUGGGACCAGCAGCACAGAGGACGAGGACAGUUUAAGCACCAGCAGUGCAGAAGUCAAAGAAAACCGAAACAUUGGUAACUUAGAGGACCGUUCUGUGGCCUCUGGUGAGUGCCAGUCGCUGUUCCGCUCGGACUCGACAAGAAGCGGCAGCUCUGGUCUGAAGAGGAAAAGGCCGCUGGAAGAAGACAACAAUGGUCACCUGUGUCAACUCCGUCUCAUCUAUAAGAAACUGUCCUGGUCUGAGGCGCCAAAGAAUGCCCUGGUGCAGCUGAACGAGCUCCGGCCGGGCCUGCAGUACCGCGUGGUGUGCCAGACGGGCCCCGUCCAUGCUCCCGUCUUCUCCAUCGCUGUGGAGGUAAAUGGACUAACCUUCGAGGGUGCGGGCCCCACAAAGAAGAAAGCUAAGAUGAAGGCUGCAGAGCUGGCGCUGAAGUCCUUCGUCCAGUUCCCCAACGCUCCCCAGGCCCACCUGGCCAUGGGAAACAUCUCAAACCCAUCUGCCGACUUCACGUCAGACCAGGCCGACUUCCCCGACACACUCUUUAAGGAAUUCCAGUCAUCCCCUUGCGCCGACGGCCUCUCGCUCUGCAACUCGGCCAGCGAAAGCGAGCUGCUGUCGAGCGAGUUGCUGAGACAUGGACGUUUGCUCCGCCACACACUAGACCUCAUGGUUCAGGCCCAGCAGAGGCUGGGCGGGAUCGUUCCAGAGCCCGACGCUCCCAAGAGCCCGGUGGCUUUGCUCAAUGAGCUCCGGCCGGGCCUGCGCUACACCUGUCUCUCAGAACGAGCCGAGGGCAAGCGGCUACGAAGCUUUGUGAUGGCGGUGCGCGUGGACGGGCGGAUAUUCGAGGGCUGCGGUCGCAGCAAGAAGCUGGCAAAGACCCAGGCGGCCCAGUCCGCCCUCCAGGCCCUCUUUAACAUCAGGACAGCCCCCGAGGGGAAGAUUGGCCUCAAAGCCAGCAGGAAGAGUUGUCCUCAUUUACCCCAGGACUUUGCCGAUUCAAUAUUCUACUUGGUGAGGGAGAAGUACCGGUCGCUGGUGGGCGGCUGCAGCCCUGUGCACGCUCGACACAAAUCCCUGGCAGGCAUCGUAAUGACCCGAGAUCUGGACCUGAGGUACGCCCAGGUGGUGGCGUUAUCCACCGGCACCAAAUGCAUCAACGGGGAGUAUCUGAGUGACCAAGGACAAGUGGUCAAUGACUGUCACGCUGAAGUCACAGCUCGCAGAGCUCUGCUGCGCUUCCUCUACUGUCAACUAGAACUCUUCUUGAGUAAAAGGCUAGAGGACUGGGAGGAGUCGAUAUUCGUCCGCCACAAAGAGUGCAGCUACAGGUUGAGAGACAACAUCCAUUUCCACAUGUACAUCAGCACUUCGCCGUGCGGAGACGGAAGGCUCAACUCGCCCUACGAAAUUACCUCUGACCUACAUAGCAGCAGACAUCUCAUGCGGAAACACCGGAGCCACCUGCGGACCAAAAUCGAGUCGGGAGAGGGGACGGUGCCGGUCCGGUGCCGGGGGCCCGUCCAGACGUGGGAUGGUGUUCUGCAGGGGGAGCAGCUCAUCACCAUGUCCUGCACUGACAAGAUCACCAGGUGGAACAUCUUGGGCCUGCAGGGAGCGUUGCUGAGCCACUUCGUGGAGCCGGUGUACCUUCACAGCAUCACCGUGGGCAGCCUGCGCCACACGGGUCACCUGGGCCGGGUGCUGAACCAGCGGCAGGAACGGCUGGCCCCGCUGCCCGCCACAUACCGACGCCACCAGCCCCUGCUGAGCGGGCUGAGCAGCGCCGAGUACCAGCAGCCGGGGAAGGCCACCUGCACCAGCGUCAACUGGACGCUGGGGGACGCGCAACUAGAGGUGGUCAACACUUCAACGGGUCGGAGACGGGACUCGGGGACGUCCUCCCGUCUCUGCAAGCACGCCCUGUUCACGCGAUGGAGCAGGCUUCACCGCAAGUUGGGGAUCCACGUGUCCAGCUCUGCAGACCGCCAGCUCAUGUACUGCGAGGCCAAGAUGGCGGCGCGUCCCUACCAGACGGUGAAGCAGCAGUGGUUCAGAUCUCUGCAGGAAACGGGCCUCGGUACCUGGGUCAAGAAGCCCCCGGAGCAGGAGCAGUUCCUGCAGGAGGUCUGAACAUCACGGGGCCCGCGUGUGUCUUUGUAUGCGAGCAACAAUUAAAAAAAAAAAAAAUAGUGCGUGUGUGUUUGUGUAACAUUUAUUUUUUUAGGGUAAGAUGACACUUUUUGUUCCUCGCUGGACCCUCUAAAGCCAGAGCCGCCACCCCCCCACACGUGUGCGUUUGUGGUUCAUUUUCCGGCCCAUCCACCCGGGCUGCGUGGACGGAGAGAAAAGAGGACAUUCAGUGACUUUCUUUCUUUCUUUUAUGAGAAAAAACACACGGGUUUAAGCAAGCAUCCACCUCAGCGCACCAACCCCCCCCGUCCCCCGCCCCACCAACCCCUUAUUUGGCUGUCAAGGAAGGGUGGGGUAACCUUGAGCUGAAUGAAAGGCAGCCGCUAUCUUGUCAUCAGCUAUUUCCGGGCCCCGAGGCUCCUGCUGAGGAGCAGAGCCACGGGGGAGAGAGCGAGACAGACAGAGACGGGGAAAAAGAAAGGAUCGGGGAAAAAAAAAGAGGGUCCACGUCCAAUUACUGGGCCUGUCAGGGUGACGGGUGAUGGAGAAAGGGGAAGGAGGAUGGAAGCACAGACAGAAGGACAGAUGGCAUCUUCAGAGCAGCCUCACCUUCGUCUCUUUUAUUUCUAUCUUUGUCCUCCGUCUCCCGACUCACCCUUUUACUUCGUAGCGCUCUCUCCUCCCCUCGGCUCCUGCGGCGGAGUUAAACAUGACACGGCGACAGGUUAAUAAACCCCUGGAGAAGGCGAGGUGCGUAAACGGAGCCAUUACGGCUCACCUAAGCGCAAGAGGCGAUGACGGAGGGAGAGGAGGACGGGCGAGAGUUUCCUCUCCUCUCUUCUCUCCGUCCUGCGACCCGCACGGCCUCAGUUUCUGGCCCCCCCAAGUCUUUUGAUUGGCGAGGCCUUCUUGACUUGACCCGACCCCCUCGUGCUGUCAUCCCGUUGCCAUGACCACCCCUGUUCAGAUAAUAGUGGAGCUGGUGUGAAAGUUUUAGUACCACAGCUGUAGUUUGAACUCCGUUAACACUCACUACCAUGUAAAUUUGUACCUCAGAAUAUAUCGUCUCUCCACGUUUCAUCUGUGUAUCACUUAGUGUGUGAGCGCACGUGACGUCUUUAUGCAGCCGUGUUCACGCUCACGACGAUGAUCAUGACGGUGUUGUUCUGUCAUUGCUGUUUUCUAUUGAAGUGAUUUAGCCGAGGCAACGAAAGCGCCAGCAGCAACAGGGAAGAGCAAGUAGGGAGAGCGCCAUCUAGUGGUUUCUUCUCUCUCUCUCUGUUUAAACGUCCUCCAGACCUUUGAUCAAACCUGGGAGAUGAACACGUCACCGGGGAUCAGUGUGUGAGGGAGAUGAUUUGAUGAACAAGCAGAUUAGCUAAAGAAAAUAAUCAAAUUAAUGUAGAUAUGGUCCACAUGUGUCAUGCAUCCUCGUUCCCCUUCAUGUUUUAAUUUUUACACGAAACAAAACACCAGAUACCGUGCAGCUUUAACAUGUAUCACACAGACUGAUUUAAAAUGACCAACCUUGUUAAAAAAGGCCUUCAGUACCAACACUGACCCGGUUUCUGCCGUCGGUGCACAUAUUUAUGAACAGGAAUUCUUCUAUUUAGGAAUAACGGAUGCUCUAAUGUCCGGUCCCCUCUUAAAGGUUGGUCCAGGUUGUGUUAAACGUUAAGAGGGAUGGUCAAGGAAGCACUGAAACCCACGCAUGCGACUCACAUCGGGUUUUAGUAAGUGCUGCUGAGCAAGAACGACCCAUGACCCGGUGUUCUGCCAAUCCUUGCUCCCUGCCGAGAAAUGCUACUUUGUGGUUCUGCGCAUGCACACAUUCUAUUUUCCAAGUUUGCAUCAUUUCUUGCACGAUACAAAAUGGAUAAUAUGGGAUGUUGAAUAUUUGAUCCUUCAAAAUACACGACCCAUGUCAUGAAUUGCAUUACACUU
Molecule: messenger RNA, 4495 nt
Organism: Cololabis saira (Pacific saury)
Lineage: Eukaryota; Metazoa; Chordata; Actinopteri; Beloniformes; Belonidae
Gene: adarb2
Product: adenosine deaminase RNA specific B2 (inactive)
Exons: 10
Coding region: 281-2551 (756 amino acids)
Biological process (GO): adenosine to inosine editing; RNA processing
Cellular component (GO): cytoplasm; nucleolus
Molecular function (GO): double-stranded RNA binding; tRNA-specific adenosine deaminase activity; double-stranded RNA adenosine deaminase activity
Source: RefSeq, a predicted model, not a curated record